AUGCAGCGGCGCCUGGCCCAUGCAGCUGGCAGACUACUCGUGGAGGGCCAAGGGGUUGCUCUGUGCCAAGGGUUUCCCGCAGUUCACUGGCAGCUGGCGCCACCGCCCGCCGCCGGCGCUGCCGCCCUGCACCUGCCGCCGGGCGGCCUGCGGUGGCACUCGGAGCUGGCGCAGCGCAAGCCGGAGGGCCAGCAGGACUUUGUGUACGAGGCUCCCUUUGGCGCGGCGCUCACCUGGUUCACGCAGCCGUACGUCACCCGCCUGCGGUACGAGCGUGGUACCGGCAGCGUGGAGGCAUCCACGCUGACCCUGCUGGGCCGCCCCCGCACCGACCGCUUCCAGCUGGGCGAGGUGCAGGAGGCGGCCAGCAUGCACCCGCUGACCAGCUUCCAGGCCCGUGGCAGGCGGUACUACGUGGAUGCAGAGCACUUUGGCGACAAAGCGCUGCUGGCGCGGCUGCAGCCGGCGGCGGCGGCGGCGCACGUGACGGAGGCGGCAGAGGCGGCGCAAGCCGCCCAGCAUCGGCCGCAGCAGCAGGGGCGCGAGCAGCAGCACUGA
This is a messenger RNA of Chlorella variabilis, 558 nucleotides long. RefSeq lists its product as hypothetical. The coding region runs from base 1 to 558 and encodes 185 amino acids. The transcript is spliced from 3 exons. Gene Ontology annotation, biological process: mitochondrial proton-transporting ATP synthase complex assembly. The record is from RefSeq and is a predicted model, not a curated record. Gene Ontology annotation, cellular component: mitochondrial membrane. NCBI's taxonomy places the organism in Eukaryota, Viridiplantae, Chlorophyta, Trebouxiophyceae, Chlorellales, Chlorellaceae.